UUCCACACUCCAUGUUGGAAGACCAAAACAGUAUAGGUCGUUUUGAUCCACCGGAAACUUUGUGAAGAUUGCCCAUUAUUUCGCUUUUCUAAGGACGCAGAAAACGAAUGCAGUGGUGAAAUCUACUCAAAGUCGGAAGAGGUUGCCUGGGUUUGCUAGCACCUUGGUUGUGCUGCUCUGCCUACGCUGAUUGAAAUGAUUUAUCGGAUGCGAGCGGCAGUCAGACGGCCUAGCAAAGGAUGGGUGCUCCGUCUGUUCCUGGCACUCCAUUUGGCUGUCUCCAGGGCAGAAAAUACAGUUCUUGUUGGUUCAACGGACCCUGUUCGUGGCAUAGUUGGCGGGGAUGUCAUCUUGCCUUGUUUCCUGAGACCUACCAGCAGUGCUGUUGAAGAGUCAGUAGAGUGGCAGAGACUAGACCUGGAGCCAAAAGAGGUGCAUUUGUACCGAGACCAUAGUGACGACUAUGCGCUCCAGAAUCCAUCCUACACUGGAAGGACGUCACUGUUCCAUGAAGAACUGAAGAAUGGCAACGUCUCACUAAAGCUGACCAAUGUGAAACGCUCUGAUGCUGGAAAUUACACCUGUUACAUACCAACGUCAGGGCACCAGAAAACCACCAUUGAACUCUAUGUCGGCGAGGACGGGACUCCUUCAUCCUCCCUCCAACCCACCCAACCGCCCCUGAAAGACCAAUCAGGGAAAGUCGGGGGUGCAGCCCCUCGGCCAUGGCUCUUCACUGUGGAAACCAAAGACAAGGAAGUGGUCCUGAAGUGUGAGGCUGAAGGGUUAGUCUAUAAGCCUGAGUUGGUGUUGCUGAACAGUGAUGGAACCAUCCUCCUUGCUGAUGAACCUACUGAGAGACCCAUGGACUCAAGAGGGCUUGUACACAUUGACACGCUAUUUCACUGUCCAGAAGACUGCCACCAACGUGUUCACCUGUCGAGUUCAACAGCUGGAGAUCGAACACAUGAGGGAGACACGGAUUCAUGUUCCAGACAAAAUGUUUCAGGAGGAAUGCCCCUUGGAAUGGAAAGUUGGAGUUGUAAGAGGUGUUAUAGGAGGUGUUGUAGGUGGUGUUGCAGUUUUUCUGUUCAUGCGGAGAAACAACACCAACAACGCCCUAAAAUAGCACCCAGAAGAAAAAGCGAAAGCUAAGUCAUGGAUGUGUGACCUGAACUUCUUGGUUUUAGCCCUGUUCCAAUACUUUAAAGUCGCACUCCAGCCUCGUUUUCACCUCAUUUAUCACCGGAUGACAUCAUAGGGCACCAUCAGACUAACACCUUGAAUGACAUACUCCUUGUUACAAAAAAAAAAGAUUUUGGUUAACAUGACUGUAUUUAUACAUGGAAUAUCUUCUUUCAACGGGAAAAGUAAAUAAAAAAAUGGAAUGCGUCUUUAAAAUGCAUCCUUCCUUCUCUCCUCCCUUAUUUUCAGUAUUUACUGAUCUAAUAAGUGACACAUGAAGGGCUCCACUACAUAGUAGCUUUCACCAGUCCAGUGAUGAUACCAAUGAAUGUUUCAAAUGAUAGUCAUAGUUAUUUUACCCAAAGUAAUAAGUGUUUAAAUGUGUCACUUAGUUGACUGUGUUCAUGUGGUGUGUUAUUAGUCCGUUCUGUAAGAUUAAAUCCCGUCUCUCAUCCAUUUACACAGAAACCAAUGGCUGGUAUGCAGACAGCGACAUUGACGCCCUCCAGGUUCCUGUUCUCGAUAACAGCAAUGUAAAUGGCCAUCCUAAUGGUGUGCGUGUGUCACAACCUGGAGAACGGGACUCCAUGUAGGCUUUUUUCCUGGGAGCUGUUAGCUAGUUGUACAUGUCCUGCCUUGUAUGCUUUUUUUUAUUUAAGUUCUACAAGUUUUCAGUUGUCAUUGUCAUUUUUUUGGGGUUGAAAAGUCGUUUUUAAUUGUGAAUUAAAAUGAAAACAUGGAUUUUUACAUAA
Messenger RNA from Salmo salar (Atlantic salmon), 1937 nucleotides. RefSeq names its product butyrophilin-like protein 8. The record is from RefSeq and is a predicted model, not a curated record. NCBI's taxonomy places the organism in Eukaryota, Metazoa, Chordata, Actinopteri, Salmoniformes, Salmonidae. Gene Ontology annotation, biological process: T cell receptor signaling pathway; regulation of cytokine production. Gene Ontology annotation, cellular component: external side of plasma membrane. Gene Ontology annotation, molecular function: signaling receptor binding.